Ogataea parapolymorpha DL-1 is the source of this 1509-nucleotide messenger RNA. RefSeq names its product Sorting nexin-41. The transcript has a single exon. NCBI's taxonomy places the organism in Eukaryota, Fungi, Ascomycota, Pichiomycetes, Pichiales, Pichiaceae. Gene Ontology annotation, molecular function: phosphatidylinositol binding. The coding region runs from base 1 to 1509 and encodes 502 amino acids. The record is from RefSeq and is a predicted model, not a curated record. Gene Ontology annotation, biological process: retrograde transport, endosome to Golgi.
AUGGACAAUUCGAAAGUAGUGGACUCGACCACCUCAAUUAUUACCAGAAAGGACUUCCUGGUCCCCUCGAGGGUGACCGAAAUAUUUGAAUCCGACACCAGCCUCGAAUUGCACAUUACAGAAGCUUCUAAAUCGAACGAGACGCAUAAUCAUCUGCAGAGUUAUAUCGUGUAUACGAUAAAAGUCGGGCAUUUAUUGGUCAAAAGACGAUAUAGUGAGUUUGAGAUGCUUCGUACGUGUCUGAUUAAGACCUUCCCCACGUUGUUAAUCCCUCCGAUACCCGAAAAACAAACGUUAGCAUCAAACUUGACGUCCACUACUGCUAAGUCACUCGAGUCACAUUUUCCAACCGCGAAUGGAUCUUCAGCAAGCAACAAUAACCCAUUGAACCUAGUUGAGUACCGAAAACGGAUGCUCAGCGUGUUUUUGAACCGAUGCUUGGCGAUUGACCAGGUCAAGAAAUGUCGUUACUUCUUGAGUUUUCUUGAUCCAGAAACCAACUUUAGUGACUUUCUUGCAUUAAAAGAAAAUCAAAUACUCUACAAGACAUCAAUCUACAAGCUGGCGCCUUUUGAUGCCCUCUCAAACCUCGAUAAUCAAAUAUACCUCACCCUUCCAGUACCAUCUGCCUCAAAUUAUGGCUCGUUCCCAGAGCUUGCUGGCGAAGAGCAGUUUGAAAACUUUGUCAAGUUUGAAAAUAAGUUUUCCAAGUAUGAGACAGUGCUUGAUAACAUUUCGCGUACCAACAAAAGGUUAGUGAAGCACUUUACUGAGAUGUCUCCCGAUCUAACGGAGCUCGGAUCAUCCUUCAAAGCAUUGUCACUGAUUCAAGACUCAAACUCCAUUGAAAACGUUGGUAGAGUGUUUGACAGAACCCUAAUCUACGCCAACCAACUUUCUGAAGCCACGAAUCUGGGACUUUUGGACAAGCUCAUUGAACUCAAGAACUUCACCAAGAUCGCUAAAAAAAUCAUCCAGUACAACAGAAACAAGGCUGUGCAACUCAAAAUGGUGGAGAAGUCGUUGCAGGACUCGCGCGCCAAGUACAAAGAACAUCAGAAACAGGAAGAGGAGAUAUCCAGAAUUGAUGCUCUUGCGUCGCGGGCAACUGGUUCAGAGCAAUCCGGUAACUCCAGUGCAGAAGCGCCGCUCACGGAUGCAGAGCUUCAAUCUGCUCUUUAUGUGAACGCCAAAAAACCAUUCUACGGGAAAAUACCUGGCAUCAAGAAGAUCAACAAUGUCAUCCUGAAAUACACGGACCCCAAUCCAGACCAAACGCGCAAGAACCGUAUUUACGAUUUACGACUUAAGAUUUAUCAACUUGAAAGACAACAAGAGAUUCUCGAAGAAGAACUAGGAAAAAUUAAUGAUGAAAUAUGGGACCAGCUAGUGAAGUUCCACGAAUGGUUUAAAUCCAGCUUAGCACAGCUGGUAGUUGAAUACAACAAACACUUGGGCGAGUAUAUUCAGAUUAAUCUGGAAGCUUGGGAAAGCUGCUAUAAUAGGUGA